AUGGCCACGCCCACCGCCGCGCCAAUGACCCGCUUCCGCCGGCUGAGCCGAGACGCAGCCAGCGUGAGGAAGUCGUCCUCGCCCUUCGCCGCAAUGGUGUCUGCCUGGGGGGGGCGGGGCGCGGGAGGUGCGGGGGGGCAGGCCGGGCGGUCCCGCCGGCUCACGGCCUGGUGGGGGGGAGCCGGCAGCUCAGCUCCUCAAAGCCGGAGGAAGGAGGGAGGGAGAGGCAGAGCGGGCAAGGCGGCCAAAGGUCAAAGGUAUAUCCAGGCAGAGCCGCCCACUAACAAGUCCCUGUCCAGCCUGGUUGUCCAGCUGCUACAGUUCCAGGAGGAGGUGUUUGGGAAACAUGUCAGCAACCCUCCUCUCACCAAGCUGCCGAUGAAAUGUUUCCUGGACUUCAAGUCAGGGGGCGCUCUCUGCCACAUCCUGGCUGCAGCAUACAAAUUCAAGAGUGACCAGGGCUGGAGGAGGUUUGACUUCCAGAACCCGUCUCGAAUGGACCGGAAUGUGGAGAUGUUCAUGACUAUCGAGAAGUCCCUGGUCCAGAACAACUGUCUCAGUCGGCCCGUGAUCUUCCUCAGCUCCGACAUUGAGCCCAAGCUGCUGGGAAAACUGAAGGACAUCAUCAAACGUCAUCAGGGCUCUGUGACGGAGGACCGGGCAGCCAGCUCCCUCAUUGUGGUGCCCAUCCCUGCCAGCCUGGAGGAGGGUGAGGGGCAGAGCUCUGUCAUACUGGGGGUGUUGGGCUUCAAUACGAGGGGAAAAGAGAGCAAUACUGAAUGUGGCUGUUUGGGGAGGGGGGAACUUUAUGACACUUGGAUCCCCGCCAGCGAAGUGGAGGCUGCAGUGGAGGAUCCACCCACUCCCGAGAAACCCCGCAAGGUCCACGCCAAGUGGAUCCUGGACCUGGACUCCUUCAACGAGUGGAUGAACGAGGAGGAUUACGAGGUGGGGGAGGGGCCGCGCCGCAAGCGCAUCUCCGCCAAGACGCUGACGGACGAGGUCAGCCCCCCCGACGGCGAGCGCCGCGACAGGAAGCCGGGCAACGCCAAGAAGAGGAAGCGCUCGCCCUCCCCUUCGCCCACCCCCACGCCCGAGACCAAGAAGAAGAACGCCAAGAAAGGCCCAACAGCCCCCUAUGCCAAGUCGAAACGCGGGCACCGCGAGGAGGAACAGGAGGACCUGACCAAGGAUCUGGAUGAGCCCUCACCUGUGCCCGCAGUGGAAGAGGUCACUCUGCCCAAGAACGUCAAUACGAAGAAAGACUCCGAGUCGGCCCCAGUAAAGGGAGGAACCAUGACUGACCUGGGUGAGUGA
Messenger RNA from Lepisosteus oculatus (spotted gar), 1317 nucleotides. NCBI's taxonomy places the organism in Eukaryota, Metazoa, Chordata, Actinopteri, Semionotiformes, Lepisosteidae. The record is from RefSeq and is a predicted model, not a curated record.